AUGGUCGAGGUGAACCAAAGCAGGCAGGUUCUGGAGCUGACUCUGGUGGGGCUGACGGACAACCCAGACCUCCAAGCACCCUUGUUUGUCCUCUUCUUCCUCAUUUACUUCUCCACGCUGGUGGGCAACCUGGGCAUGGUUGUCCUCAUCAGGAGCAGCAGGCAACUUCACUCCCCCAUGUACUUUUUCCUCAGCAGUUUAUCCCUCCUGGACGCUUGCUACUCAACGGUGGUGGCGCCCAGGACCUUAAUGGACCUGCUGGUGGAGAAGAAAACCAUCUCUCUAGCUGGCUGUGCCACCCAGGUGUUUCUUUUCAUAGGUCUUGGGAGCACCGAGUGCUUCCUGCUGGCUGCCAUGGCUUACGACCGCUACGUGGCCAUUUGCCACCCCCUGCUCUACCCAGCCAUCAUGUCCCACAGGGUCUGCGUCCUGCUGGUGGCCUGGUCCUACCUGCUUGGCUUGCUGCACUCCGUGGUGCACACGAGCUUCACCUUCAGCUUGGCUUUUUGCUGGCCAGGCAGGGUUGACCACUUCUACUGUGAGAUCAUGCCUGUUCUGGCACUUUCCUGCUCGGACACCUGGGUCAACAGGUGUCUGGUGUUUGCCCUUGCAGGACUGAUUGAGAUGGUGACCAUCUCGGCUGUCCUGGUCUCCUAUUCCUUCAUCCUCUCUACCAUCUCCAAGAUCAGCUCUGCUCAGGGCCGGCACAAAGCCUUCUCCACCUGCACCUCCCACCUGGCUGGAGUCACCAUCUUCCACGGGUCCAUCCUAGCCCUGAACUUCAGACCCAGACCCAGCGACGUCCUGAGCACGGACAAGAUCUUCGCUGUCUUCUAUUCGCUGGUGGUGCCCCUGCUCAACCCCCUGAUCUACAGCCUGAGGAACAGGGAGGUGAAGAAUGCCCUGAGGGACUUCCUCAGGUGGAAGCAGCUUUGGCACAUCUUCACUUGA
Chaetura pelagica (chimney swift) is the source of this 951-nucleotide messenger RNA. RefSeq names its product olfactory receptor 1086-like. Gene Ontology annotation, molecular function: G protein-coupled receptor activity; odorant binding; olfactory receptor activity. Gene Ontology annotation, biological process: G protein-coupled receptor signaling pathway; sensory perception of smell. The coding region runs from base 1 to 951 and encodes 316 amino acids. NCBI's taxonomy places the organism in Eukaryota, Metazoa, Chordata, Aves, Apodiformes, Apodidae. The transcript has a single exon. Gene Ontology annotation, cellular component: membrane. The record is from RefSeq and is a predicted model, not a curated record.